CUGAUGUGACUACUGCAGGAGCUGCUUUUCAAUCAAAAUUAGUCAUUUGUAUCGUUGACAGUCCAAGACCUGAACCCAACCGUCGUUAACGUCUCAACCACGGAGGCAUAAGCUGUGGAGAAUACUAUCCAAGCCCUGUCUUCAUCUUCUGUUAUCUCUGAUCCUGACGAUGGUGUUGAGGGAGGUUCCAGCUGAAAACAUCGCCCGUCCUCUGGGCAGGAACGAGGUCAUUGGCCUGCUCUUCCGUCUCACCAUAUUCGGAGCUGUCACCUACUUCACCAUCAAGUGGAUGGUGGAUGCCAUUGACCCCACAAGGAAGCAGAAGGUGGAGGCUCAGAAACAGGCAGAGAAGUUGAUGCGUCAGAUUGGGGUUAAAAACGUGAAGCUGUCUGAAUAUGAAAUGAGUAUCGCAGCUCACCUGGUCGACCCCCUGAGCAUGCAGAUCACCUGGAGGGACAUUGCGGGUCUGGACGAGGUGAUCACAGAAUUAAAGGAGACGGUCAUCUUACCUGUUCAGAAGAGACACCUGUUCCAGGGAUCCAGACUGCUACAGCCCCCUAAAGGUGUGCUGCUGUACGGGCCUCCAGGCUGCGGUAAAACACUUAUCGCCAAGGCGACGGCCAAGGAGGCGGGGUUUCGUUUUAUCAACCUACAGCCCAGCACGCUGACGGACAAAUGGUAUGGAGAGUCCCAGAAACUGGCUGCUGCUGUGUUCUCAUUGGCUGUUAAACUGCAACCGUCAAUCAUCUUCGUCGACGAGAUAGACUCGUUCCUGAGGAGUCGAUCCAGCUCAGACCACGAAGCCACGGCCAUGAUGAAGGCUCAGUUUAUGAGUCUGUGGGACGGACUUGAUACUGACCACCACUGCCAGGUGAUUAUAAUGGGAGCCACUAAUCGUCCUCAAGACCUCGACUCUGCUAUUCUGAGGAGGAUGCCCACCAGGUUCCACAUCAACCAGCCUAGUCUGAGGCAGAGAGAGCAGAUCCUCAAACUCAUCCUGGAGAACGAGAGCGUGGACCUGUCGGUCGACCUCCUCGACAUCGCCAAGGAAACGGACGGUUUCUCAGGAAGUGACCUCAGAGAGAUGUGUCGUGACGCCGCGCUGCUCUGCGUCCGAGACUUCGUCCACACUCAGAACGACAGUCCGUCAGAGGACUUCAUCCGUCCGAUCCAUCAGUCCGACCUUCAGAAGGCGAUCAGUAAGAUGAAGAAAUCGAAAUCAGCGGGCGGACACGGCGCCCUGCUGCACGCCGCUCUGGACUGAGCACACACACACACACAGAUCACAUGAUGACCUGAGGCCAGCCUACAGUCGUGGGUUUGAUUCCAGACUCAUCGGUUCAGUGUGAACGUGCUGUCUGUGUGUGUUUAAAUCUGUUCAACAUGUGCCACUGCUUCUUGUUUCUGGUGUUUUUAUUCAAACAGCUGAUCAUGCUGCUGAUGUCCGUCUGUGUCUUCGACUGAACAAGCAGAAAUGAAAACCGUGUCAAACAAACGCUGUGUCGUGACGCUGGAGUCGGAGGCGACAGAAGUCAUCGUUCCACUUCUUCUUGUGCUUUGCUGCUGGUUUCCACUGUAAAUAAACUCACAGGAACGCUUCUUUUUAAACCAAACACGAGUCUCGUCGUCAUUCAACCAGAAUACAAGACGGUGAUUCCCAACCUCUCUGGCUCGUGACUGCCGUAAGUGUGCAAAUGUCUAUUUGCAAUCCCUAAACGAAGGUUUAAAUCAUGAGACAAAUAUAGAAGUUUAUGUUUAAACUCAAACUGCAUGCAGGUGUGCUGAGGUCCAGAACCAAAGACUUAGCGACCCGGGUGCUAGCUGGCAGCUUUGUUGUUUUGGGAACUUUUAGUUUGUUUAAGGAAUGCAAUAGUGCAUUUGUUGGAACUAUUUUCAGUGGCGGAUUAAUCCACAUUUGGUGCUUUGGUGUAUUGAGCGUUUGUGGCAGCGGGACGGUGUGUGUGGGGCUGAGUUCGUGGUGAUGAAGGAACAUGUGGUUUGUUGAUGUGUUUUAAUGGAGCUCUAUGGCACAGAGGAAGAAGAUUUAUCAGGCUGUGAUACACACAUUAUAGAUACAUUCACUGAACACAAAGAAAAAUCUAGAACGGCAUCGCACUUCAACCAAAGAGGCCGUUUUCCUCAUUAUUCAGAGAUUUUUAUUUUAUUUUCAGAGGCCAGGAGACGUCAAAUUAUCCAGUAAUCACAGGAAAACAUUUUGAACCCAGACAGAUCACUACAAAUAUCUUAUUUGUGGUCGUAUUUUAAAUAAAAGUGAGGAGUCAAACUCCCCCUGACGGGGGUCCCAGCCCUCAGGUUGGGAAUCACAACUCAAGUCUUCUGUUCUGGUCCAGGUUCGAAAACGUUUCACCUUUUCUGUUCAGUCUGGUCUGAGCGUCAGGGUGGCUCUACGUACCACAGUACCCAUGAGCCUCAGCAGCUGUUGCUAUGGAGACGCCUCCAUCCACAGCUACUGAACUGUCAACUCUUAUUUCGGAAUAAUUUCACUGAAGUUUCCUGUAAAAUCUGGUGUAAUUUUUUUUACCAAAUUAAUGAUGCUCUGAAACUCCCAAAAUGUAGAGAAAAGUUGUCAGAUGAGUCAAGAAUAUAAUUGAAAAUAUACAGUAAAUAAUACUGUUAAUUGCUUAAUGAACAAUAUCCCAUAUUUAUAUUUU
Molecule: messenger RNA, 2672 nt
Organism: Chelmon rostratus (copperband butterflyfish)
Lineage: Eukaryota; Metazoa; Chordata; Actinopteri; Chaetodontiformes; Chaetodontidae
Gene: atad1b
Product: ATPase family AAA domain containing 1b
Exons: 11
Coding region: 170-1264 (364 amino acids)
Cellular component (GO): mitochondrial outer membrane
Molecular function (GO): ATP hydrolysis activity; ATP binding
Source: RefSeq, a predicted model, not a curated record